AUGAGCGCGACCAACGACGAAAUGAAUGAUCACAAUUCCUCCGCCGUUGCUAAUUGUUCAGCACUUGGAGAUGUUCUCUCUGCAUCUUCAUACAUCAUCACCACCACGACAACAACAUCACCAACGUCAUCUUCACUUCUCCAUGGAACAACAAGUGUGUUUCCGAAUGAUGAUACUUUGGGUAUUAUUGGUAAAGAUGAUGAUCGUGAACCGCAACAAAUUAGGAAGAACAGGUCUAGAGCGAACAAUAACAGCCUCAUACACAACUCGGAGUUUACUACUACUACAGCACAACAUCAUACAAGAACCAACUCGAGAGCCAUCAACCAACUUAGCCUCUCCAUGGAUCUCGAUCCCAACCUCUUUUUGAAUUAUUCUCCUCGUUCUUCACCGAGUAGAACUUCUUCUCCAUCAACUACUACUAAUUCUUCAGGUAACAUGAGUAUUCAAAACAUUUUGGAUGAUGUGCUAACAUUGGAUUCGGCCGAGUCAUCAACGCCUCCAACCAUUGGUGUACCCUUCAAUGAUCAUCAUUCACAACAACUUUCAAGCACAAAACGUUUCUCUUCAACCACGACUCCUCUGCUUUCACAACCAUCCCCAACUCGCACAUCAAGUUUAUUUGUCACCACUCCAAAUGAAAAUGCAUUCAUAUCAACGACAUCAUCCACGCUACCUGUUGCUCAUCAGCACACCCCUUCCAGCAGUUCAUCCUCAUCCUCUUCCUUUCACACCACAGAAUUUGGCCUUUCGCCGUCUGACACUCCUUCUAUUACUUGCAUUCCAAAUCAUCACUUAAAAUCUACCCCAGCUCUCCCGCGACACAAUGAAUCACUACUGACGUCAAACACAAACAAAACUCAUCAAAAUUAUAUGUCAUGGUUUUUUGACAAACUAGCCAUGUAUACUGUAACAUUAUUUUCGCUGUUACUUUCCCCAAAAAUCGUAACUUUACUCGGGGAAGAUUCAUCACAAGACUGCAACACCCCUUUAUCGCCAGAUGUGCACUCACAAAAACGAAGACAAAGUCUGCAAGAUGACGAGUCGCUUAUUAUCAAAUUCAAGUCAAGGCAUGAAGAACUCGCAAAGAAUAAUCCAAAAUUAAUGAUUGGUAUUGCAAUUCUGUUGAUAUUUAUGACCUACUUUUUUAUUAAUCCAACAACGCACAGUUAUUUCAUAUUUUGGCUUGGAUUCAUAGUGGAAAUGAGCAUGAACAUUACUGUGGACCACAUAUUAUGUACAACCAAUUCUCGAUCCAUAUUCAAACUUGAACUAAUUAACAUGUGUCGAAUGUUUUUCGCAUUUGUUGCUCGAUUGCUUGUUCAACUUUAUUAUGGUCCCUUUUUCCCAUUUUGGAUUUUACAAACAUUCCCAAUCAUAAUUGUUGUAAAUAUUUUUUACUAUAGAAGAGAAUUUUCAAUUAUCAACACGAUCAUCAACAUGGUGGGCACGUGUUUUGCAAUGCAUGUUGCUGCAUUAUGGGAGUUUGAAAGGACCAAAGAUGAAUUCGUACUUUAUGCUACCAAAACUAAGAUACUAGAGACUAUUGGGUUGCAGUUUAUAAUAUUUGUAAUAUCUUAUCAGUUUUCAUACAUGAUGGAAAGACAAGGAGACGAGAACACAAAAAAACAAUUCGAAAUUCUCAAACAACAAAUCAUGAACACCUCAAAAACAAAAUUUAUUGGAAACUUGUCUCAUGAAGCCAGAAACCCACUUCAAGGCAUUCUUUUAUCUGUGCAGUUAUUGCAGAACGAAAUCAAUUCUACUGAUAAUCAACAACAAGUAUUCAGCCAAGCUUUGAAAGAAACUCUUGAUGAUAUUUACUACAAUGCUACAUUACUACUUCAUAUUUUCUCAACAUCUUUGCAAAUGAGCAAUUUAGAACUAGGAUCGAUAAAGCUCAAUGAGAACAAAUUCAGCCUACUUGAAUGUAUUGAGAAUAUGAUUUCAGUGUUUGGUAGAGCUGCAGAUGAAAAAGGAAUUUCCAUAGGAUCUUGCUAUAAUUUUAAUUCCUUGUCAAAGUACAACUUCCUUGGAGAUCAAACACGAGUGUCUCAAAUUUUGGUGAAUAUUGUUUCUAACGCACUCAAAUUUACUGAAAAAGGUUUUGUUUUUCUUUCAUGUGACACGUGCACAAAGAGUGAGCUGAAGCAACUCAAAAUGAGAGAGGAUCCUCAGUACACGUAUAUCAAGAUUGUUUGCGAGGAUACAGGCAUUGGAAUGUCACACGCAACUCAGCAGAACCUUUUCAAGAAGCCCUUUUAUCGAAUCGAUUCAGAUACAGUGAGUUCAGCAAUUCAGGGCAGCGUUGCAAAUUUUAACCCCAUCUUUGAACAGUAUUUUGUCAAAUCAUUGUCAAACAAUUCUGAUCUUGUUAUUGAUGACAAAUCAUCCAGUGAACAUGACGGCUCAACCAGUAGAGGAUUUGGAAUCAGCAUUACAAAAAGCUUGGUAGAUUUGAUGGGUGGCAAAAUACUUGUUUCUUCCGAGUUGGGUCGUGGUACCAAAGUGACAGUAAUUUUACCUCUAAAGAAUUUACCAUUGUCAGAACAAGUAGAUUUGAUCACUUCUGAUUUCGAAUACAAAUCAGAAAAUAGAAGUAUCAGUGCGUGCUCCAAAGAGUUACACGAGGCGGUGCAUUAUUGCAUUCCUGAUUUUUACCUGAUAGAUUCCAAUCCAUUGACACCACUCGUGUUGAAACCUUAUUUAUCAUUCAUAUUUCCAAGUUCAAAAUUUGUAAUUACUGACAAGGUCAGUGAAAUCAAGAUCUCCCAAGAACAAAAACUUUCGAUCGUUAUCUAUAAUCAAGCCGUGUGUGAUUCACGAGCGUUUGAAUCAAUUGCCAAAGACUGCGUUUUAAUUCCAAUGAACAAUAGAGGACAGUACACGGAGCAUCGAUACUUGUCACGACCAAUCCGAUUUAAGGACUUGCUAGAAGUUCUCUUAUUCUAUGUGAAAAGCCGACCUAUCGAGUUACCUUUGAUGAGCAGUGACGAGAAAAGCUCUAGUUCAAACCAAAUCGAUGAUAACACUUCUACAACACAAAAAGCUGCUCUUGUCGUUGAAGAUAAUGAUAUUAAUAGAAAAGUAUUAGCCAAGAUGUUACGAGGUAUUGGAUUUGAGAUUGUUGAUUGCUGUGAAAAUGGAUUGGAUGGAGUUGAAAAGUUCAAACAAAAACAAAAUCAAUAUGGAAUUAUUUUAAUGGAUUUACUCAUGCCAGUAAUGGAUGGAAAAGAAGCAUGUAGUAUGAUUUCCCAACUUCAAAAAGAUUCUUCUACGAAAACCCCUGUAGUUGCAGUGACAGCCAAUAUUUGGGAAACUAAGGAACGACUGUUGGCUCAAGGCUUUAGUGACGUGCUUUACAAGCCAAUUACGCUCAAAAAUUUAAAGACACGUCUUUCAGAAAUUGUCAAUUAA
Molecule: messenger RNA, 3417 nt
Organism: Naegleria lovaniensis
Lineage: Eukaryota; Heterolobosea; Eutetramitea; Acrasida; Naegleriidae
Exons: 2
Coding region: 1-3417 (1138 amino acids)
Biological process (GO): phosphorylation; phosphorelay signal transduction system
Molecular function (GO): phosphorelay sensor kinase activity
Source: RefSeq, a predicted model, not a curated record